Molecule: messenger RNA, 906 nt
Organism: Aspergillus calidoustus
Lineage: Eukaryota; Fungi; Ascomycota; Eurotiomycetes; Eurotiales; Aspergillaceae
Source: the annotation of a GenBank genome assembly
AUGACACCAGUGUUGGUUACUGGCGCUGCCGGCCAAGUUGGAGGAGUAAGUGGCCGUGUUGUGGAACUACUCAGAGCCUCAGGUGUCCCAGUCCGUGCUCUAGUCCGCAGGAAUGAUGAGCGAGUUGCGCGCCUUCGAGAACUCGGAGCAGAAGUUGUGGUCGCCGAUCUCACGAAAUCGGAAGAGGUUUUCCCAGCUCUCCAGGGAUGUAGACGUGUUUUUUUCAACAUGAGUGUGUCUUCACAAUAUCUCGAGGCAUCUACGGUGAUGGCUGCGGCAGCGCGAGCCACCUCUGGAAUUGAAUUGCUCGUCAACAUGUCUCAGAUGACCGUUUCGGAGAUGGACCUCAUGCAUGUCACCGACUCCACCCAGCAUAGGCUUCAAUGGCUGAGCGAGCAGGUGCUCCAGUGGUCUGGGGUGCCUGUUACCCAUCUGCGUCCGACGGUGUUUCAAGAAAAUCCCCUUUUCUGGCGGUUUGCGGCCCAGUCCAUUGAAAAUUCAGGGACGAUACGUUUGCCAUUCGGACGUAGCCGCACGUCGCCGAUUUCUGCCAAUGAUGUUGCGGAAGUCGCGGCCAAGAUCCUACUUGAACCGUCGAAAUAUUCUGGCCGGGCAUUGGAGAUUACUGGCCCGCGUUCCGUUGACAUAUACGAUCUUGCGGAGGAGUAUUCCACUGCGUUAGGUCGUUCUAUCGACUACGUGGACGUUCCACUCGACACUUGGCAGGAGGAAGCCAUUAAAAAGGUUGGACUUCCGGACCACGUUCGUCAGCAUAUUCUAGUUAUGGUGGCACUCCAUGCCGCAGGGCGUUAUGAUCGAUGUACAGACUUGGUCGAACAGAUCCUUGGUCGACCAGCGGCGAGCCUUGCCGCAACUAUCACGGACGGCCGCAACAGUUUCUCUUAA